AUGCCAAAAGGACGUAAAGGAAAGAAAACGACGAAGAAGGUUGUAAAAAAAGAGGAAGGAAAGCCAGAAGAAGUUGUUGAAGAGGUCGUCGAACAAGAAGAUGUCCCAGAAGAAGAAAACAAGGAAAUUCCAACUGAAGAAAAAAAGGCUGAGGAAGAAGCAAAACCUGAAGAAGCAACAAAGGUCGAGGAAGCAAAACCCGAAGAGGUUAAGACCGAAGAACCAAAAGCCGAAGAAGAGAAGCAACAAACUGAAGACGAAGAAAAAAUGAAACAAGAGAAGGAAGCCGUUGAAGCUAAGGCCAAAGAAGAGGAAGAACAAAAGAAAAAAGAGGAGGAGGAAAAACUUGCAAAAGAAGAAGCUGAGAAAGCCGAGGCAGAAAAAGAAGAAAAGGAGGUGGCUGAAGCCAAAGCAAAAGAGGAGGAAGAAAGACUUCAAAAGGAAAAAGAAGAAAAAGAGGCGGCUGAAAAGGCUGAGCAAGAGAAACUUGCUAAAGAAAAAUCUGAACAAGAAGAAAAGGAAAGACUUGAAAAAGAAGAGGCAGCAAAAGCUGAGGCGGAGAGAUUACAAAAAGAAAAAGAGGAGCAAGAAGCUGCAACAAAGGCCGAGGAAGAGAGACUUCAAAAGGAAAAAGAAGAAAAGGAAAGAAUCGAGAAAGAAGAAGCGGAAAAAGAAAAGGCUGAACAAGAGGAAAAGGAGCGGCUUGCUAAAGAAGAGGCAGAAAAGGCUGAAGCAGAAAGAUUACAAAAAGAAAAAGCUGAGAAAGAAGAAGCUGAACGACUUCAAAAGGAAAAAGAAGAAAAAGAGGCGGCUGAAAAAGCGGAACAAGAAAGGAUCGCCAAAGAACAAGAAGAAAAGGAAAGACUUGAAAAAGAAGCUGCAGCAAAAGCCGAGGCGGAAAGAUUACAAAAGGAAAAAGAAGAGGCUGAAGCCAAAGCAGAACAAGAACGAAUUGCCAAAGAAAAGGCUGAACAAGAAGAGAAAGAAAGACUCGAAAAAGAAAAAUUAGAAAAAGAGGCAGCCGAAAAGGCUGAGGCAGAAAGAAUUGCAGCUGAAAAGGAAGAAACCGAACGGCUUGCUAAAGAGAAGGCUGAAAAGGAAGCCGCAGAAGCCAAAGCAAAAGAAGAGGAAGAAAGACUUACAAAAGAGAAGGAAGCCGCUGAAAAGGCCGAGCAAGAAAGAAUUGCAAAAGAAAAGGCUGAACAAGAAACAGCAGAGAAACUUCAGAAGGAAAAAGAAGAGCAAGAAAAAUUAGCAAAAGAGAAAGCGGAACAAGAAGAAAAGGAGCGGCUUGCUAAAGAGGCAGCUGAAGUAGAAAGAGUACAAAAAGAAAAGGAGGCAGCCGAAAAACAAGCACAAGAAGUUUCACAUGAAAAGAAAGACAGUGUUGGUGAACUACAAAAAAUUGAUUCUCGCAAAAAUAUUCCACUUCCAAAGAACCGAACACCAAGAACAACAAAUACUACUUUGACAGAAGUGGCCAUUGAAAAUGCAAAUGACGAAAAGGCUAUCAAAGAAGAAGAACAAAAAGUGUCGUCUGUCCCAGUCCAAGCCGAGGUCAAAGUCGAAGAGAAAAAAGAAGAAAAAAUCGCCCCAGUUGAACCAACAAAGACAAAGGCAGACACUCAAAUUGUUGUUGGUGAUGGCGUCACUUCGAAGACCAUGAAAAUUAUUAUGAUUGGUGAGAGUUCAGUGGGAAAAACUUGCUGCAUGAACAGAUACACCACCAACGAAUUCAGUGAUAUGACAAAAAGCACUGUUGGUGUUGGUGUUGGGUCAAAGGACAUUGUGGUGAAAGACAAGACAGUGAAGUUACAACUCUGGGACACCGCUGGACAAGAGAGAUUUGCAACACUUUCUUCAAAUUAUUUCCGAAGUGCGCUUGGAGGAGUUAUUGUAUUUGAUGUAUCGAAUAGACAGAGCUUUGAGAACGUCGAGACAUGGAUAGAGGAGUGCAAAAAAUACGAAGAGAAGCGAGUCAUUGUAUUAGCUGGUAAUAAAAUUGAUUUAGGUGAAGGACGUGUUGUGACCAAGGAAGAAGCUGAAGACAAAGCAAAGAAGCUUGGGAUCAAAUACUUUGAAGUCUCUGCGAAAAGUGGAUUUGGGUUGGAGGAGUUAUUCACAGAUUUGGCAAACAACAUUGCGGAAUUGCCGACUGAAGAAAAGAAAACAGAAGAAGUAUCCAUCAAUCUCGGCUCAGAGAAGCCACCAAAGAAAGAGGGUGGAUGUUGUUAA
Molecule: messenger RNA, 2235 nt
Organism: Entamoeba invadens IP1
Lineage: Eukaryota; Evosea; Mastigamoebida; Endamoebidae
Exons: 3
Coding region: 1-2235 (744 amino acids)
Molecular function (GO): GTPase activity; GTP binding
Source: RefSeq, a predicted model, not a curated record